Rubroshorea leprosula is the source of this 1143-nucleotide messenger RNA. NCBI's taxonomy places the organism in Eukaryota, Viridiplantae, Streptophyta, Magnoliopsida, Malvales, Dipterocarpaceae. The record is from the annotation of a GenBank genome assembly.
UUCUUGUUCUUAACAAAAAUCUAAGCCAACAACUCCACCACCGCCAGAACCUCCUCCAAAGAUGGCUUCACUGGCAGCAUCCACCGCCGCAGCCUCCCUUGGUGUUUCGGAAAUGUUUGGGAACCCUCUGAACUUCAGUGGAGCUGCCAGGACAUCCGCCCCACCAGCAUCAAGGCCAGUCAUCUUUAAGCCUGUUGCUCUUUUCUCCAAGAAGAAGGCUGCUCCUCCUCCCAAGUCAAAACCCGCCCCCAUCUCCCCAGCCAAUGAAGAACUCGCCAAGUGGUAUGGUCCUGACAGAAGAAUCUUUUUGCCGGAGGGACUCCUGGACAGGUCAGAGAUCCCAGCGUACUUGACCGGAGAGGUUCCCGGAGACUAUGGAUAUGACCCUUUUGGACUUAGCAAGAAGCCAGAAGACUUCAGCAAAUAUCAAGCAUAUGAGCUGAUUCAUGGCAGAUGGGCCAUGCUUGGUGCUGCCGGCUUCAUCAUCCCUGAAGCCCUCAACAAAUAUGGUGCCAACUGUGGCCCUGAAGCCGUUUGGUUCAAGACUGGAGCUCUUCUCCUUGAUGGAAACACAUUGAACUACUUUGGAAGGAAUAUCCCAAUCAAUCUUGUCUUUGCUGUGAUUUUUGAGAUUAUCCUUGUUGGUGGUGCUGAAUAUUACAGAAUUAUUAAUGGCUUGGGCUUGGAGGACCAGCUUCACCCCGGUGGUCCUUUUGACCCAUUGGGGCUGGCCAAGGAUCCUGACCAGGCUGCAAUUCUGAAGGUGAAGGAAAUCAAGAAUGGCAGGCUGGCGAUGUUCGCCAUGCUCGGAUUUUACUUCCAGGCUUAUGUCACCGGAGAAGGUCCUGUGGAGAACCUUGCAAAACACCUCAGUGAUCCUUUUGGCAACAACUUGCUCACCGUGAUUGCUGGAUCAGCUGGGAGGGCUCCCACCCUGUAAUUUCAGUUGCUGUUUUGUUGAAUCCAAAAUGCCAUUGUAUAUCGGAUUGAGAUGUUUUCAAGGAGCUUGAACUUCAAACUGUUCUUUAAAUCCAUGUAGAGGUCUUUGGUAAAAUUUAAUUCAUCUAUGACUGUAGCAUACAUGAUACUGCUUUCUUGGAUGUUUGGAGCAAACUUUAAGUUUAAAAAAUAAGGCAUUUUAUA